Messenger RNA from Drosophila elegans, 3153 nucleotides. It is a transcript of the gene Wdr59, whose product is annotated as GATOR complex protein Wdr59. The record is from RefSeq and is a predicted model, not a curated record. The transcript has 6 exons. Gene Ontology annotation, molecular function: protein binding. Lineage: Eukaryota; Metazoa; Arthropoda; Insecta; Diptera; Drosophilidae. The coding region runs from base 111 to 3023 and encodes 970 amino acids.
AUUGUCCAUCGUUCUUAUCAGUUCAGUUUUUUCGUUUUCUUUUCGUUCGUUACAAAAAUGGAUUAAAUAGUAGAAUUUAUGUUGUCUGAGCACUCCCAGUAGCAGACCAAAUGCCACCCACAGAGACACUGCGUCCGGGGGAACGCGGCGGAGCCGGAGGAUCGGGGGGCACCGGCCCAGAGCAAACGUACAUCAUCAGGCAGAGCAACAAAUACUAUGAGCAUCGCGAUUCCCAGGCCACGGCCAUGUCGGUGGACUACUCCGGCCAGUGGGUGCUCCUCGCGGGACGCGGUCACCUGGCCCUGCAGCGCCUGGGACAGGACGAUGGUUCCUUGCGCCGACACGAGCGGCAGUCCAAGUAUGAGGUCUCAGUGGCGGAAUUCGCCAUAUGUCCCAGUCGCAAAGAGUACUGCGCCAUAGCGACCAGUCAGCACAUAGACAUUGUGCGCUGGGGCAUUGCGGAGCCCCACUACGAGAUGUCCUUGCGCGGGCACACUCGCACCGUGACCGACAUCGACUGGCACGGCAAGGAUCCCAAUCUGCUGGUCAGCUGCUCCAUAGACACCUUCUCGCACAUCUGGGACUUGAGGGAACCCAGGAAACCAGCCUUGUCCUUGAAUGCCGUCUGCAUGUCCGGUGCCACACAAGUGGGCUUCAAUCGCGUUUCUGGCAACCUCUUGGCUGCCGCCCACGAUGGAGAUCUACGCAUUUGGGACAUUCGCAAGGGCAGCUGCCCCACACACUACAUCACUGCGCAUUUGAAUAGAGUGCACGGCAUCAAUUGGAGCCACAAAAGGGAGACCUGCCUGGCCACCGCCAGUCAGGAUGGAACGGUCAAGUACUUUGAUGUUUGCAAUCCACGCCGGGCGGAGAAGAUCAUCACCACUAUGUCUCCCGUGUGGAGAGCAAGAUACACGCCCAUUGGCAACGGUCUAGUGAGCAUUGUGGUGCCCCACUUGGGUCGCGGCGAGAAUAGCUUGCUACUCUGGAGCAACAGCAAGCAAACGGAUCCCAUUUGCUCCUUUGUGGGUCACACCGAUGUCAUUCUGGACUUUGCCUGGCGUCCCAAUCGCGAGAGUUCCACAGAAAUAGAACUGGUGACCUGGUCCAGGGAUCGCACCCUGAGAGUGUGGAAAAUCGACGACAAUAUGCUGAAACUUUGCGAGCCGUCUGCCGAGGAAGAGGAAUCCCGCUUCGAGCCGGACCUCAGUGAGUUGCGAGUGCCUACUCCACCGGAGUUCCUGCAUCCACGUUCAAUUUUGGUAGCCGCCUCGUUACCCAUUUCCACGGGUGACGGAGCAUGCAACACGCUGCCCAUGGCUCGCUCUCCCAGCUUUGGCGGUGGUUACUAUCGCCGUGAGGAGCCGCACAUCGCCAGGUCUCUAACAGAUCAGCCCACUUGUUCGCUGCACCACGAGUUCUCGCUGCUCAACACGAACAUGCCACACGUGGAGGUGGACACGCUGGAUGCCAUUAAGCGGUACGCCUGCUUCAAGAUUUGUGCCGGCGGUCAUACAGUGAUCCUGCAGGUGACCUUCGCCACCUCGUAUCCAAGUCCCAGUGCGCCGCCAGAUUUUCAGUUUUGCCAAGGCACCACGCUUUCCAGCGAAGUGAGUGGUGUUCUGCUUAAGGUGCUGCGUUGCAAUUCAUUGCAGCGCGUGAAAAAAUCACGCACCUGUUUGGAGCAGUGUCUUCGCGCCCUGGUGGCGGCCAUGAAGAAACGGGUGGCAGCUGUGGGCGGAGCGGAUCGUAGUCAACUGUUGUUGCAAUCGCCUCGGCUGGAAGGAGCUCUGUCCAGCACCCUGCACGAUGCCUGCAUUCCAUAUCCACGUACAUCGGGGGUGCAUUUCAAUGCCGUUGGCAUGCUGACCACCUUCGCCCAGCCGGUGAACAACAAACGGCUAACCCUGCGCCAACACACGGCCCUCACGCCCAGGACUUUCUCGGCCAUAAAUGGCAGUGGAUUGCUGGGCAAUGUUAUGGCCACGGCCCAGCGGGAUGCCAAUGCCUCGUUUUAUCUGCAGGAGCGAAUGAUUUCGGGUAAACCGGGUAAACAGCGUGCUAUCCGGCAGAUGAAUGGAAGUCCGGUGGUUCACGUAUACGACACCAGUAGUAUGCUUCACAUUAGUCGCAGCAUGGCCAGGGAGUUCUCGCUGGAUAAGCACAACAUAGCGGAGACGUGUCGGAGGAAUGGGGAGAUUUGCCGACAGCAUGGACGCUUGGAUUUGGUGCCCGUGUGGCUGUUGGCCGAACUAAUAGCCACACCCCAAGUACCUCAUGAGACGCUCAACGAGCUGGUGUUCUACAAUGAUCCCUUCAAGAAAUCCCUCCUUGAAUCGCUGAUAAUGCAUUAUGCCAGCGCCGGUGACAUACAGACAGCUGUCCUGCUGGCCUGUUUGUUUGACAAGUGUCCAACGGGUGGUGGUGUCAUUAUGGAUAUGGUCAGUCGACUUCCGCCGCAGCUGAACUCACAGAUUUCUCCGUACCACACGGUGCUGCCGCUAGACGUCAAGUCAUCGUUCUCAUCCAUCACUGGCCAGCAAUUGAAGCAACUGCGCAGCAACUCUUGGUCCGACUCCUUGGAUCUGGAGGUGAAGCAGCAGGUCCAGCCGGAUGCAUAUGCUUGUUCGUUGAUCAGGCGCGCCAAGGUGCCACUGUUCGAUCAGUUUAAGCGAUCGUACGCCGAAAUUCUCUUCGGUUGGCAGCUGCUCUCGAAACGGGCCCUAAUCCUCAAGCACACCCAGAACAUGCCACCGCCCGUCCAGGGUGUGGAAUUCGUUACCGAGUGCGGCACGUGUGCCAAGCCCAAGCGGACGCCCAAGUGCGAGCCCUGCAAGCGACCCGUACUCUUUUGUGUCCUCUGCCGUCUGCCCGUGAAGGGAGCAGCCAACGCCUGUCUCGCCUGUGGCCAUGGCGGUCACAUGGAUCACAUGAUGCAGUGGUUCGAGAAACACCAGGUGUGUGCGACCUGUGGGUGCAAGUGCUUGGAGCGCACAUCGGAGCUACUAGCACUGCUGAGCUGAGCUUAAAUUUGGUAAUCUUUCUUUUCAUCGCUGUGGAUAUCAAAAUAGUUAAGUGUUUUUUAGUCAAUAAGCGAAAGAUUUUUGUACGAUUUGCAUAACAAUGAGAAAUAUAUGACCAUUUACUAGCUAA